UUUUUAUCAACAUAUACUAUAAUAUUAUAGGAUUCAAAUUUAUACAGAUUUUGAAUAGGAAUUCAUAUAUGUAAAACCUACUAAUUCUCAAUGCGAUUAAAAUUAUCCUUGAAUGUUGCUUGCACAAUUGCUGAAGAGUGUGGUGGAUUUUGUCUUUCUGAUAAUUAUAUUAAUAACAUAACUCCUUUAAAGUGGCGUUGCUCUAAAGGCCAUGAGUAGAAUGCCUGUUUCUCUAGUGUAAAAAAUCAUAAUACUUGGUGUCCGUCCAUACUGUCGUAGUGUAGCUAAACAUACUCUUGAAAAUGCUAGAAGAAUUGCACAUAGUAGAAAUGGAAAAUGUCUCCGAAAAAUAUAUUAAUUGCAUGACAGCAUUAUUGUGGCGUUGUUCUAAAGGUCAUGAAUGGAAUGCACCACUUAGUAAUAUUAAAAAGCAAAUUCAUGGUGUCCCCAUUGUUCUGGACGAUAUGCUUGUGAUAUUGAUCAAGCCAAGCAAAUUGCAUUUAGCCGGAAUCUCUCUACCUCAUAUUUUAAUAACUAUUCAGAUUUAUUAUGGAAAUGUGUUAAAGGACAUAUAUGGCAUGCAACGCUUAAUGCUAUUAAAGAUCGAAAUACCUGGUGUCCAAUUUGUCGGAAUAAAUAUGAAAAUUUAUGUCGUGAAAUUGUUUCUAAAUAUUUGGGACCACCUUCAGGUAUUCCGACCAGAUUUCUUGAAAAUUCCUAAACAUCCUAAGGGAUUAGAACUUGAUAUAUAUUAUCCAGGACAUAAUUUUGCGAUUGAAGUACAAGAUCCUCAACAUGAAAAAUAUAUCGAAUUCUUCCAUAGAGAUCCCAAUAAUUUUAUCAAACAACAAGCACGAGAUCAACUCAAGAAAGAAUUAUGCGAAGAGAAUCAGAUUGCCCUUAGGUAUGUUUAGUAUUGCAAAGACCGUAUGUAGUUAUUCCAGGGCAUCUUCGUGAUUAGGUCUUAUUGAGUAAACUUAAAACUUUAAAUGCUGAUUUAUUUAAAUAACGCAAAGUAUUAUAUUUACUAUUUUUUUGAUUAUUACAUGAUUAUGCGUAAAGAUUACAUUUUAAGAUAAACCGAUUAAUCCAUCAUUUUGAACAAUAUACCUGUACAUUUAACCUAACUACACCUAUUUAAGUAACUUUUUUUGGUAAGUCCCGAAUAUAUUAUUGUAUUUGCAAUGACGGAGUACUUGUGCCACUUUGAUAAGUUUGACAAUUAUAGUUCUCGGCAAUUUUAC
This is a messenger RNA of Rhizophagus irregularis DAOM 181602=DAOM 197198, 1244 nucleotides long. Lineage: Eukaryota; Fungi; Glomeromycota; Glomeromycetes; Glomerales; Glomeraceae. The record is from RefSeq and is a predicted model, not a curated record.